AAGCGAUCUGAUUGGUUGCUAUGGGCAACUCAGCAACUUUUCCUCUGGACAGGUUUUGAUAAAUCUCCCCCACGGCGUUAAAUCUACUGCUGCACUACAACCUAUAGUCUUCAGAAGAAGAUAGACAAAGACUGUGCCGUGUAGAGAAGGCUGCUGCAUACUGUUUGGGUCGGAGCUCCUCGGUAUAGGCCUGGCCCAACUCUCUUCUAAAUACAGAAACUGCAAUGAAGAAUGCAAAGGAUGACAGUCAGGACCAUCACAUCACAGUUGCUGUACGUAUUCGUCCUCUCAAUAAGGCUGAAAUAGAGGAGGGCAUGCAAUGUAUCACAUAUAAACUAGGAGAACUAAUACUGCUGAAGGAUCCAAAUGAAGAUCCAGAGAAUGGCUGGAGGGGGAAUUGUUCCCGGCAGAGAACAUUUGUGUUCGAUAAGGUGUUGGAUCAGAAUGCUUCCCAGGACUGUGUGUAUGAAUCAACUGCAAAAAGCCUGGUAGAAGGUAUUGUUUCUGGGUACAAUGCUACUGUCUUUGCUUAUGGCCCAACAGGCACAGGUAAGACAUAUACUAUGCUGGGAAUGGAUGGCGAGCCUGGAAUAUUCUACAGAACUCUGAGUGAUCUCUUCAGGACUAUCGAGGAGAUCAGUGACAGUACAGAUUACUCUGUAUCCAUGUCCUACCUGGAGAUCUACAACGAAUUAAUCCGUGACCUGUUAAACCCUUCUUCUGGCUUUUUGGAGCUUAGAGAUGACUCUAAAGGAAAUGUACAGAUUGCUAGGAUUACGGAAUUCUUCACUCACAGUGCCGAAGAGUCCAUGGACUUGUUAAGAAAGGGAAAUAGACAUCGGACACAAGAACCAACAGCGGCUAACAAGACAUCUUCCCGGUCCCACGCAGUACUGCAAGUCACUGUGAAAUACAAGAGCAAAUCACACAAUGUUCACGAUGAACUGAGAAUUGGGAAGCUGUUCAUGAUUGAUCUGGCGGGGUCUGAAAGAGCAGCCCAGACACAAAACCGAGGCCAGAGGAUGAAGGAAGGGGCUCAUAUUAACCGCUCACUCUUAGCUCUGGGAAACUGCAUCACAGCGCUGAGCGAACGCGGAGGGGGCCAUGGUCAUCAUAUCAACUACAGAGACAGCAAGUUGACCCGACUCUUAAAGGACGCAUUAGGUGGGAACAGCAGAACAGUCAUGAUUGUGCACAUCAGUCCUGCUGCCGCCGCAUUUGAGGAGACCCGCACCACGCUGAUCUAUGCCAGCCGAGCCAAGAGCAUCAAGACCAGGGUGAAGAGAAACUAUGAGAGCGUGGCCCAGCACAUCACUCACUACAGUGGAUUAAUGUCCAACCUUCACCGAGAGAUCCAUCAGUUACAAAGCAGCAUUAGACAGCACGAGCGCGAGCUUAGAGAGCUGAGAGACCUGGGAGUAAAGAUCCGAGCCAGACGAGAAAAUGGGCAUCAGAACGAUCUAUCAGAUCCAGAUCACAUCAAUCUGGAAGAACAGAUCAUGGACGCUUUUCAGGAGCACAUGGAAGUGAGGCGCAGCCUCCUGCAGCUGAACAAUGCCAACAUGGAGAUGCGUAUUGAUGCCAUCAGACAUCUGGCUACCAUUGCUGACUGGGAACAGGAGAAAGCUCGGGAAUCCACCCGGCCGAGAAGAGAGAAGGUCUCAGAGGACAUAGUGAUAGAUGCAGGUGAUGAAGAGGAUGAAGAAGAAGCAGAUGUGGUCGAGCCUCCUGAAGUCAUGGUGGCCAGAGAAGAAAUUAACAUGCUUCUUGCUGAGCAGAAGAAAACUGCUUCUAUGAUGGCAGAACUGGAAGACCAUUGGGCAAAAGCUAAAACAAAGACGUCUCAGCUGGAGCAGAUGAUCCCGGAGCAGCCCGGUAGUGACCAGCAGGAGGCCUUAAUGUUACUGAACAAACUUCAUGAGUUACAGGCCUGGAAUACAGAGCUCAGGGCCAGGAGCGCCUGCAGGGACAAUAGUCUCCUGUACCAGAAGGACUUUGUGAUUCUGAGCUACCAGCAGUACAGGUCCUUAUGUGAGAAAAUCAUCCAUCUGCAAAAGGCUCUUAUAGAAGAUGAUAAGGUUCACAAUCCAGAGCUGCUGGAGAAGCUUCACUGCUUGUACUCAAAGGAAAUAGAGAAUGGAACAAUAAGCCGUCUGGAGCAGCUACACUCUCUGUUAUCAAGAAGACUUAAAGAUGAUAAAGUACAAAAUGGGGUUGACCCAGAAAAUUGUGGGGCUUCACUCCUGCACCUGGAUAUAGAAAAGCUUGAACAAGCCGUAAGUGACAGGAAGAAGAGUGGUCUCUACUGCACAAGACCCAGCCUAUCUCCUUAUAUUAUCGAUUCAGAUAGUGAAAGUAGGACUACAAAGUCAUCUCCUGCAUUAAAGCCCACAAGACAGAAUUCUUCCCCGAGCCUGACACCUUUUCACCAUUUAAGGACCCCGAUACAUCCGACAGUUAAUAAUCCCUCUAAAGACAGCACGAUGCCCAUGGCGUUUCCAAUCUCUUUUGAUACUGAACGUAGUCGCUCUCUGUCCGUUCUGCCUCUCACUCCUGAAGCCCUGGAAGAGAUUGCUGCGGGAACAAAAAGCAUUUCCCUGGUGGCGGCCAGAAUACGUUCAAAAGUUGCCAGCACCGAAUCAUCAUUCAUCUUAAAGAAAGAGACAGCCCUCCCCAUAUUGCAUCUGCCCAAGACCCCAAGGAUUACACUUCGUCCACCAGUCAGGAAAGCUGUGAGCACGGAAAGCCUGGCAGCCAUAGCUCCAAGGAAAGAUGAAGACGUGGAGCUUCUCACCCCAGCCAAGAAACUCAAUAUCCAAAAAAUCUUUUGUGGACGAAGGUCACGUUCAUUUGAAGCUUCCUCUUCACAGCUGACACAUGUAAAGCCUCACAGUAUACACAAAGUAAACCCGGAUAGGAGUCACCGGGGGAUACCUCAUUCUGGAUUUUCGACCAAACCAACACUGAUUGGCUCUAAAGACAAGGUUGUGUUUAAUACGAAGACGUAUGUGAAGUCCAGGGGGAAGAAGAGUAUUUCUAACCAUGUGCCACCAGCAACCAGGAUGCCAGUGAACUGUAAUCACCAAACCGAUGAAGGCCCUAUUCAGGUUCUUCAGGUCACCCGGACACCUCCCUGUAUGAUCCAGCAGAUCAACGCAGGACCAGACAAGGGACAAGUCCUACACAAGAGGGUCAAAGGUCCAGGCGAAGUCACACCCGGGAAAUCCAGAUCAUCGUUUCCUAGAAAACCUGCACCAGACAUACACAGCGGGAAAAAACCCAUCAAGACCUGAGAACAGGAGAAAAUGGCUGCACUGUAAAAUAGAACCUGUGAAUUGUGUAUUACUGAAAUGUUGGAUAAAACAGGACUUUGAAAGAUAAGAUGUAUUGUAUCUACUUUAUCUCUAUUGCACAUAGGGUUGCCACCUUUCUUGCAAAAAAAAUAAAAAAUACCAGCCAUGCUAAUUUGCAUAAUUAAUUACAUAUGCGUGACAUCACAGGAUACACAUAUACAGGGGAAGAUUUUGUCCUAUUCUAACCCCUAUAACUUUUUUAUUUCUCCUUAUACGGUCCUGUUUGAGGGCUCAUUUUUUGCACCCCAAUCUGUAGUUUUGAACAGU
Molecule: messenger RNA, 3620 nt
Organism: Hyla sarda
Lineage: Eukaryota; Metazoa; Chordata; Amphibia; Anura; Hylidae
Product: kinesin-like protein KIF19
Exons: 21
Coding region: 225-3293 (1022 amino acids)
Biological process (GO): microtubule-based movement
Molecular function (GO): microtubule motor activity; ATP binding; microtubule binding
Source: RefSeq, a predicted model, not a curated record